Molecule: messenger RNA, 1373 nt
Organism: Aedes albopictus (Asian tiger mosquito)
Lineage: Eukaryota; Metazoa; Arthropoda; Insecta; Diptera; Culicidae
Product: D-amino-acid oxidase
Exons: 4
Coding region: 16-1230 (404 amino acids)
Biological process (GO): D-amino acid catabolic process
Cellular component (GO): cytoplasm
Molecular function (GO): FAD binding; D-amino-acid oxidase activity
Source: RefSeq, a predicted model, not a curated record
CCGUAUUUGAUAACAAUGAUAUUCACAAGCUCUUCAACUAAGCCAAUCUACCUACCUACUUGCGGUAAAUUUGCAUCGUCCACAACCAAUCAGUUUCGUUUCGCAUCUCGCUCAUCUUGGGAGGACGCACGGCUCAAAUCCAUCCAAUCAGACGCGGCUAAAAAUAGUUUCAUGAAGCGUCAGCAGCUGAAGUUUAUCGUGCUGGGUGCCGGCAUCAAUGGUUUGUCGUGUGCUUUCCGUCUUGCGGAGCACUAUCCGGACGCUCGCAUUGAGAUAAUUAGCGAACGAUUCAGUCCCAAUACAACCAGCGAUGUUGCCGCAGGGCUUUGGGAACCUUAUCUCAGCGGGGACACUUCGAAGCAGAUGUUGAGAAAAUGGUCUCGCGAGACUUACGAAUAUUUCCACCGGUUGUGGAAGGCUGGCCGUGCUGACGAAUGUGGGAUUUCUUUGGUACCGUUUAUCUCAUGCUCUAAAGGCCCAGAGCCAGAUGACAUCUUUUGGAAGGAUUUUGUGUUCCAUUACGGAGACUUGACGCGGGAAAGAUUGGAGCAAUUGAGUCAAGAGCAUGGCGAAGAGUACAAGUCCGGAACGGAAUUCAUAACGUUCACUUGCGAACCAACUAAGCUGAUGCGAGUCUACACCGCUGUCCUCAAAUCACGCGGUAUUACUUUCCGUCAACAGAAGAUCGGAUCCAUUCAGGAUCUAGCCCGGGAAGCAUCAACUUCCACAUAUGUCGUCGUGAUCAACUGUUUGGGGAUCGGAUCGCGUGAGUUACUCAACGACAGCAAAAUCGGUCCCAGUCGAGGUCAGGUUCGUCGUAUUGAAGCUCCCUGGAUGUUCCACGUGUUCUGCAACGACUCGGCCUACGUUAUUCCCAACACCGGAAGUGUUACGAUGGGUGGAAUAAAGCAGAUUGACGAUUAUGAGCUGGAGGCACGGCAGGAAGAUACGGAGACGAUCAAACGGGGAUGCCAUGGGAUUGUACCGGCGUUGGAACGGGCACCGGUGAAAGGUGAAUUCGUCGGAUUGAGACCUCUACGGCAGGCGGUUCGUGUGGAGACUGAGUGGAUGGAAACAGGCGACGGCAAUCGGUUUCCGGUGAUCCAUAAUUACGGCCACGGGGGCAGUGGCAUCACCCUUUCCUGGGGUUGCGCCGGAGAGGUUCUCACCCUGGUGCGCAACGUUAUCGGCGAGGACAUCCCCGCCGGCAGAAGGAAAUCGAAGCUGUAGCAGUGACCGUCAAGUCGUCUUAUCAACCACAUACAGAGAUUUUCAAUACAAACCAGAGAUUUGAUUAGAAAGAUGCAUUACAGUUCCAGUCAUUGUUGUAACCCCCUAGAGAUAGAGGAAAUAUAAACAGAAAAUAUUUGCGA